Messenger RNA from Saccostrea echinata, 2337 nucleotides. RefSeq lists its product as uncharacterized. The record is from RefSeq and is a predicted model, not a curated record. Lineage: Eukaryota; Metazoa; Mollusca; Bivalvia; Ostreida; Ostreidae. Gene Ontology annotation, molecular function: catalytic activity. The transcript is spliced from 4 exons. Bases 1 to 2337 code for a protein of 778 amino acids.
AUGUCGUCUGUCAGACUUAAUGAAAAUGUAAUGCAUAAAAUAAAGCUAUUUGGAAUUAAACGGCGCUAUCGUGGUCACAGAUCAAGACGAAGGAAACCGAAACAAAAAGACUGGAACACGGGAGUUCAUUUAGAUUUGUUAAGACCUCUUAGCAGAAGGCUAAUUGAUUACUCAAUAGACAGAAAUUUCUCAUUCGCGGUUGUGAACACGCAAUCAAUAUGUAAUAAAGUCGAGGAAUUCAUUCAUCACAUUAUAGAAAACAAACUAGAUAUUUGUUGUGUUACUGAAACUUGGUUAAACGACAGUAAUCCGAAACACAUAAUUGUGAGAUCUGAUCUAAAUAUAACUGGAUAUACCUUUAUUGAUGUACCCCGAAAAUCCCGAUCUGGUGGCGGAACUGGAAUUCUAUUUAGAGACACACUUCAAAUCAAAGUAACUGACUCUUGUCAAAAAGAUUCAUUCGAACACUCUUUGUUUGAACUAGCUUUUAAUUCCACGACUAUACAUAUUUUGGUUGUAUAUCGUCCCCCAUACUCGAAAGCCAAUCCAGUGUCUACGGCGAAAUUCUUUGACGAAUUUAUACCCUUUCUUGAAGAAAUAUUGUCAACCCAUCGCACAGUUAUAAUUACAGGAGACUUUAACAUUCAUUAUAAUAAAACUAAUGACUUAGACACGAUCGCUCUAAAUGAAAUGUGCAAUGACAUGGGUUUAGUGCAACUUGUCAACUGCCAAACGCAUCGAUCUGGAAACAUACUUGACCUGAUCAUGAUCCGAAACAACGACAAAAUAGUGUUGUCCGAACCGACCGAAAAAUUUCAGAUAAGUGACCACUGUUUCAUUCAUACAUAUAUAUCUCUUCCUAAGCCUAAGGUAACAAGGGAAAUCAGAAAAGUUAGAAAACUAAAGGACAUAGAUGAAACGCAAUUUCAGGCGGAUCUAAUCCAAUUCAACGAAAGUGCCACCAAAUAUGAAAAUUUAGAAGAUACAGCAAAGUUUUACAAUUCCGAACUCAGAAAUAUUUUAGACAAACACGCUCCGGAAAAAGAGAAAAUAGUGACUAUUCGACCUUCCCUACCAUGGUUUACAGAAGAAUCGCGUCUCCUUAAAACACGUUGCAGGUCAGCGGAACGAAGAUGGAGAGGAAACAAGACCCCGGUUAAUGACCACGCCUUCCGAUGUGCUAAACGAGCCUACAGGAAAAAUCUCAGAUACAACAAGUAUCAGCAUAUUAACUCAAACAUAGCCGAAAGUGGAAAUGAUUCUUCAAAAAUGUAUAAAUUAAUAUUUGGGUUGAUUGGCAGAAAAAACUGCAAUCCUAUGCCACUUAACGCCAGCGACGCAUCACUGGCGGAGGAAUUCAGUUCCUUCUUUAUGGAUAAAAUUUUAGUCAUUCGCAAAAGUUUAGACGAUUUUGAAAAAUUUGACCCAAACCUCGGACUUAAAUGUACACAAGAAUUUAAUAUCUUUGAUCCAGUUUCAGAUGAGGAUGUUUUACGUGUGAUUAAAAGUUCAAAGCCCACUACCUGCCCAACUGACCCAAUCCCAUUACUACCUAGCUAUCAAAGUGCAUAUAGAAGAGGGUUCAGUACCAAAACAGCUCUCCUGAAACUGUCAUCAGACAUUCUGUGGAAAAUGGAAAAACAGGAAGUUACUGCCUUAGUCGCAUUGGAUCUCUCUGCUGCAUUCGACACAGUCGACCAUGCCAUACUUAGCAACGUGUUAGAAACUACUUUCGGAGUAUCUGAAGUGGCUCUUUAUUGGUUUCAAUCAUAUCUUUCGUUCAGGAAAGCCGAAGUGCAUAUCAACGCGUCUAAAUCACAGCCUAGAUGUCUGGACUUCUCGGUACCGCAAGGCAGUAUAUGCGGACCUGUGUUAUAUACCGUGUACGCGAGUACGCUACAACAUUACAUCAAAGACUCGGGUGUGUCAUUAUUGGGUUACGCAGAUGACCACUCUGCAUACGAUAGUUUUAAUCGGAAGAUUUUCGCUGAUGAGAAACGUGUAACAACAAAUUUAGAAAAAGUAUUGGUUACCAUCAAUGACUGGAUGAAUCUGAAUAGACUAAAACUUAACCCUAGUAAAACUGAAUUUGUACUAUUUGGCAGUCAACAGAUGUUAUCUCUAUCAUCUUCCAUUUCCCUUAAUGUAGUGGAUGCGGAUUCCCUUGUCACUAGCCAUUUAGAUUAUGCAAAUAGUGUCCUGUACGGAUUGCCAGAGUGUACCAUUAAAAGACUACAGUUGUUGCAAAAUCAUGCUGCAAAGCUUGUGUUGAAGCUGAGGUCUACGGAUAGUUCUACUGAAGCACUCAAACGACUACACUGGCUACCGCGCCAAUGA